UCAUUUACACCAAUCGUCCCACAACAUUCCGUUCUCGCCUUGCCUCUUCGAUGCAGCUCGGUGGCUCCCCCGAUGAGGUUGCCUUCUUGCCCGACGUUGGCAUAAAUCCAAAGGGCGAAGACCUUGAUCAUAAACGAUAUGACCGCUUAUUAACAAAGGAAGAAUUGCUAAGGCUUGAUCGUGAAGAGCCCUUCUGGCGUCGUCUUCGUCUGAUUUUAUUUAUAGCGUUUUGGAUCAUAUGGGUUGGGUUACUGGUCGCAUCUAUUCUCAUUAUUGUUUUUUCACCCAAGUGCCCAUUACGCCCCAAGCAAGAGUUUUGGAAUCACAAGGUGGGCUAUUGGGUUGAUCCGUUUGCGUUUCGUGAUUCGGAUGGAGAUUUCAUCGGUGAUUUAAAAGGCCUCUCCAGUUCUUUGUCCUAUAUACACGAUUCUAUUGGAGCUGGUUAUCUGAUCCUGACUUCAAUGCUGAAGGGGCAUUAUACUAAUGGACAUAUCAUUGGAUUACCAACCAGCCUCACUGAAAUCGAUCCUGUUUUAGGCGGUCCUGCUGAAGUGAAAGAUGUCAUAAAAGCUUUUAAAAAACAAGGAAUCGAGGUUGUGAUCACCCUCGGCCUUAAUGGUGUCUCAACCAGAUCGGAACUAUUUUCGCAAAGAAACCUGUUUCGGCCCACUAAAGAAUUUUCUGGUAGUCAAAUAAAUCGGAAUGGACAAAAAAUGGAUUUAUUUUAUGGUCUAUUCAAAGACAUGGCAGAUUUUGAUCAUCGCAACCCUGAAGUUGUUUCUCUCCUCAAAGAUGCUGUUAAAUUAUGGCUCGAUAUGGGCUUUGAUGGAAUUGUCCUCACUGACGCUGCAUUUUUUGCAGCCGAAAAUAUAUCUCAUGAAACAGAAUACAACCUAAAUGUUUGCUUUAUUUUUGUCAUCAUUCUAGGCAUCUAA
Protopolystoma xenopodis is the source of this 935-nucleotide messenger RNA. The record is from the annotation of a GenBank genome assembly. Lineage: Eukaryota; Metazoa; Platyhelminthes; Monogenea; Polystomatidea; Polystomatidae.